GGAAAUACAACACGUUGUGGAGCGCUUGAAGGCGGCACAGCUGUGUUCCUCGGCGCUGUUGCUCUUGAACGCAGCUCGUCACCUUUUACCCAACACGAGGAUAGACGACGGGAAAACAACACGGAACGGAAGCCGAGGCAGCCAGAAUGACGAGCCUCCAGCUGAGUGCGAAGGAGGAGAUGGUGGAGAGAUUUCUGGAUGCUGCUGCCAGAGGAGACCUGACCCAGGUGUCCACGCUGCUGUCCAAUGCCGCCUCACUCAUCAACGAGACGGGAUACAGCGGCUGGACGGCGCUGAUGUUUGCCGCUCGCAAUGGACACUACCAUGUGGUGGAGGCGCUGCUGUCGCAUGGCUGCGACAAGUUCUCAGUGAACAGUUCGUCACACACUGCCUUCGAUAUCGCCAAGUUCUGGGGUCACAGACACAUCUCAGACCUGCUUGGCCGGACAGACGACCGCUGCCAACGUGUCCUGCCAGGCUCUGACCUAAACCAGCAUGAGAACUACUUUAACAGAGAGACGCUGGACCGGCUGGCUGUGAAGAGGACCGACAAGGUCUGGUUGGAGGCCAAACAGAACAACCCAGAUACAGUCUAUCUCCUGUUCUCCAACCUCAGCCCCAUGGUCAACAGCUCUCAGGAGGAUGACAAUGCAAGGGUUGAGACCAAGCUGUGUCGGUUCAGAUAUGAGGCGGUUAAAGAGCUUCUUGAGAGACCUGCGACUGUGCUCAUCUUCCUGGGAGUAGAGAAGAGGAAAAAGCCCUCCUCAUCCUCCUCUAAGACAGAAGAUGGUGUCCAGGAGCCUCCUGCUUGGUUUGCCAUCAGCACAAAUGAAGACCCUGCUGCACUUCUUAAACUCUGCAGAGAGAAGAACUGCUCCUUCCCGAAGUUACCCAACAGAGACCUGCUGAAAUUCAGUGAGGAAGAAGCUGGAGUUGUAGCUCAGGCUAGAUCAACGUUGGCCUGGCAUGACCGCUACAGCUUCUGUCCAACAUGUGGCAGCAGCACCAAGCUGGAGGAGGGAGGAUACAAGAGGAGCUGUCUGAAUUCUGACUGCAGGAGCCUGAAGGGUGUUCACAGCACCUGCUAUCCACAAGUCUGUCCAGUAGUCAUCAUGCUGGUGAUCCAUCCUGAUGGAAACCAGUGUUUACUGGGAAGGAAGAAGAUCUUUCCAGCUGGCAUGUUCUCCUGUCUGGCUGGAUUUAUAGAGCCCGGUGAGGCGAUCGAGGAGGCGGUCAGGAGGGAGGUGGAGGAGGAGAGCGGCGUGAAGGUCGGACCGGUUCAGUAUGUCUCCUGCCAGCCGUGGCCGAUGCCCUCCAACCUAAUGAUUGGCUGCAUGGCUGUUGCCAUAUCGACCGACAUCAAGGUGGAUGAGAACGAGAUUGAAGAAGCUCGGUGGUUCCCACGGCAACAGGUGAUCGACUCCCUGUGCAGAGGAGCCAGUCCAGCCUUCUUCGUCCCUCCCAGACAGACCAUCGCCCACCAGCUGAUCAAACACUGGAUUGGCAUGAACUCAAACCUCUAACCUCCGAUCCUUAGCACUUCAUCAGCAAGGAGUCUUAUGUAGACAGUGAGUCCAGGGAAUCACCACUUCCAUCACAGUGAUGGGCGUUUACUUUUAACUGACCCCAAAUCAUUUCAAUCCACUGCUUGUAUGUGGAAUGACAGCACCUCUAGCUAAAGGCAAAAAUAGAAGUGUAGCAAAAUGAAAGGAAAAGCUGACAAAGAACUCACUUCAGAUCUCAGAUCUGAACUUACACUUUGCGGUGUGAUGAUGGAUGAAAUAAGUUUAGGAAGAAAUAGUGAAAGUGGAGUGUUUCUGUUAUGUCUUCUGAUAACAGACAUAUUCAACACUACAGAUACUCAGAGCAUAAUGAAAUAUUUUAAUGCUGAAACAUAAUUUGAAGACAUGUCAAAAUCAAUACUGAAUAAAAUAAACAAAAUUU
Larimichthys crocea (large yellow croaker) is the source of this 1944-nucleotide messenger RNA. It is a transcript of the gene nudt12, whose product is annotated as nudix (nucleoside diphosphate linked moiety X)-type motif 12. The coding region runs from base 147 to 1523 and encodes 458 amino acids. The record is from RefSeq and is a predicted model, not a curated record. The transcript is spliced from 8 exons. Gene Ontology annotation, biological process: NADP+ catabolic process; NAD+ catabolic process. Gene Ontology annotation, cellular component: peroxisome; cytosol. Gene Ontology annotation, molecular function: metal ion binding; protein binding; NADH pyrophosphatase activity. Lineage: Eukaryota; Metazoa; Chordata; Actinopteri; Sciaenidae.